CUUGAAGGGGGCGUGGCUUUUGGAGCCCAUGGCUGCAGCAGCAGGAGCGAUGCUGGGCGACCGUUGGGAUUUUGGCAACACAACGCAUACCGUCCAAAAGAUACCACAGGACCUGUUUGCAGAACUAUGUGAACAAAUUAUCUGGUAUCUGCAGUGCCGCAUCCCAGCAGUAAAUACAAUCCAACUAUGUCAGAGAUUUCAAGCAGCUGGAAUUGAAAUAACUGCUAGUGACUUGGCAAAAGUAGUUAAUGCCAUUUCUUUUGUAUUCAGCACAGCAGCAAAAAACAAACUGUCACCUGAAGAAUUGUCUACCAAACUAGGAAGCGCAGCUGGUAGCCUGCCAAAACAAGCGGUACAGGUUAUCCGGCAUGUAUGGAAUGAACAGGGAAGAGCUGUCAUGGAAGCAGAAGAUGCCAAAAAUGUGGUAGCUGUCGGACAGCUUAUUGAUUUUCAGUGGAAACUGGGAAUGGCAGUUAGUUCUGACAACUGUAAAUCUUUGAAAUCACCAUAUGUUACCAUGGCAGUAAAAGUGGCAGAUGCUUCAGGGCACAUUACAAGCAAAACGUUUGAAAUGACAGUCUCACAAUUUCAGAACUUCUACAGUCAAUUCAAGGAAAUGGCAAGCGUUCUUGAGAUGGUUUGAAUGACACCUCAGCAGUGAUCUGAAUCAAAUAAGCCCUUUAGUAUUUCUUUUGAAAGUUAAUAGGAUUUGUUAAGAAGAAAAACAUGGAAGUUGAUCAUCAUUCUAAUUUCCUACAAGAUAUUGGUGAUUUGUUAGAUAAUACCAAUGUGAAAGAAGACUCACAACCAAUCUAUAAAAACACUUCUUUUUAUUGACUGAAUUUCUAGAACGUCCUGCUUAACAGCAGAAGUAGGAAGCAGAUAGAACUGCGACUGUGCCUCAGAAAGUGGAUAUAUGGGCUACACAGGGUAUGUUAACUAAGAGAUAUUGGGAUAUAACUACCAAUGUUACACCUUUUGUUAAAUAUUUAGUGCUCUUUGUUUUAAAACUAAACUUAUAUACUGUAAUAUACUGUAUAACUAAUAUGUUACCUAUGAAAAAUGGUUUCUUGUACUGUAUAUUUUAGGAGCCAAAAUUCCAUUCUCCUACUAAGGAAUAUUGAAUCUAAUGAAUAAAAUAGUGGAAAACAUUUUUUAUUUCCAUUCAUUGCCUAUUGCUAAGUGGGGGGGGGGGGGGGGGGGUGCUUAGUAACAUUUAGGUUGCAUAUGUUAAUGAAUGUACCUACCUACAGCUAUAGGUAUCUCACACAGUAAUUUAGGCUCGAAUUCAAAGGUACACAAGGGGGUGUAGGAAUUAUUUAUGGCUGUUGUUGUUGCAAAUUCUGACUCAUCACUUUUUGAAGCAACCAAAAUAUCAAACAGCCCAAAUGAAGAGAAGUCAAUUAAGGCCAGAUGUAUCACCUCACCACCAUUUCUAUGGCCACCUGCAAACAGGAAAGUUUCCAUAAACCUCUGAGUAUCUGCAAGGAGUUGGACAGAAGGGGAAGCGAGGGUGAAAUCCUAGACAGGGAGCCACAAAAGAGAACAGCCUUGAUCUGACAAAUGCUGUUGAUACUUCUGGCAGUGAAGAUCAGUGGUGGUUCAGCAGAUCUGAAGACACAAAGCAGAACACUGCAGUCAUUCUUGAACUAGGCUAUCUAGCCCUUUGAAGAUCAAAACAGCACUUUGCCUUCAGCCUAGAAACUGUGGCAAACUUCCUAAUGAGGAAGUGAGUUUAAAAGCAUAAUUUAGGCAAAGACUACUCCCAGUCGAAAGGUUCUGAUACUAGCCUUGGCUGAGAGAUUAUACUGGACAGCCCUGCAAUUAUGAGCUCAUGACUACCACUGGAAGACUGGUUUGUUGCAAUAUCAAUGCGCUAUUUCAGGUUUAAUAAAGACCAUCCAGUGUGAGAUGCUGCUUGGGGCAUUUUUCUGUCAGAUGAUCCUCCUGUAUAGACACACGUGUACAUCUUAUGGGGGAGGGAAGUAAUUUGUGACCGUCUUUGUUUUGCUCAUUUUCUCUGUAACCAAGUGAAGUGUUAAAUUGAUAAUCAGAAAAACAACCGGCUUUUAGAAUGCAGUCAUUUUAUUUUCUCCUGUAUUUUAUCAUUUGAUGUGGCUAUGAGCAAGAGUUUGGAAGUCUUUUCUUUUGUUUGAGUUUCACCCACAGCUUGUCACACCCCCACAGCUGUUAAUCUUAAGUAUGGUUUGUGGGGAAAAGUCAGUGUUAAAGCAUGGUUUAUGCAACUAGCUUGCCUUAAUAAACUGCAGUUAAG
Messenger RNA from Sceloporus undulatus (fence lizard), 2275 nucleotides. It is a transcript of the gene COMMD6, whose product is annotated as COMM domain containing 6. Gene Ontology annotation, molecular function: NF-kappaB binding. The record is from RefSeq and is a predicted model, not a curated record. The transcript has 7 exons. Lineage: Eukaryota; Metazoa; Chordata; Lepidosauria; Squamata; Phrynosomatidae. Bases 29 to 643 code for a protein of 204 amino acids.